UAUCAAAAUAGUAAUUCGUUACAUUAUAAUGUAUUAUACAAUUAAAAUAAAGUAGUUUUGUGGGAGGAAUCGGGGGUUUUCGAAGUGAAUUCCGGUGAUUAUAUGUGAAUUCCGGUGAUUGUAAAUGAAUUCCGGUGAUUAGUCGGGCCCUAAUUAGCGUGUGUGCUUAGAAAAUAAGAUUUUUAAUUCUAGUCAGCAGUAUCUCAUAAUCGGUGCUGGCCACGUGAUUGAAUGUCAAAAAUAUUUGCUGUAGUUUAAUAAUAGUUUGACCGAUCGUAGUUUCUUUAGUAACGAAGUCUAAAGCCCGCCCCGUACCGCUACGACUACACACAAGCCGACAGGACUCAGCGUCUUGGGUAGUUGUAAAAAAAAAAUCGGAUCGCGCCUUUACUUCACUUGCCUACGACGGUACCAGUCCACACAGGCCCGACUCUCACAGAUUAUGCGUCGUGAGUUACGCCACUUCCCUCUAGCGAGUGAUUCCAAAAGUAAACCGGAAGCAUAAAUGUAGGACAACUGAUCGCGUCGUGUGAGUGUCCACACAAACAAGAUAAGUUACGACUGCAACCAACUGCAUCCGACUACGAUUGAACAUGUUCAAUCGGGCCGACAUACUGUACGGGAAUAAAUUAUUAAAAAUAGCGAGGUUCACCUAUUUUUAUUACGUACGGGAUUUGAAUAUUUUGACACGUGACUUUUAAUUGUGGUACGAAUUCGUCUGCUUAAAUAACGAUAAGAGUUAUGCCCCUUUAUUUUCGUUAAAAUGUCCGACAAGAAAAAAUUUGAAAUCCCAUCACUGAUUAGGACUUUGUACAUUGUACUUUUUACAUAUAAUCAAUGGAAACGACAUUGUCGCAGAGCAUUUAAUAUUGGCAGCGAUACCCUUCCAUACAACAGUAGCACCAAGCAUAUCAUCUCAACAAGAACCAGUUACUCAAACAGCUGUCAGUGGUAAGAAUUUAGUUAAAUAGUUUAAAAAAAAAAAAAUGAGGACCGAUAUCAAACAUUUGUCAUACUCUAGGGUCCCUACAUGUACGGUAUAUGGCAGAAUGAAAUAUUUACAAAAUGAAAGUUGUCAGAUGGUAAAUUCCACAUGCAGAGUCUGUCAAGAAAUAAAACCAAAAAAAAAAAUGCUAAAAUAACAAACUAAAUGAUUUUUGAUAGAAAAUGAAUGAAAACCUUACUACAUUUCCAUCCAAUAUAACAAACAAAAACCAGCAUUUAUUUUUAUGAAAGCUUGGCAACAGAUUAUUUUGUUAUUUGUUUGUUUAAUACAUAAUUCACAGAUUGAAUAAAAAUUAUUCUAAAUAAUUAAACCAAGAAAUUAAAUGUUGUAGAGAUAUAACAGUUGUUAUUUUCCAUCCGAGUUAUGCCAAUUGAUAAUUCAUCUAUAAUUUUAAAAGUAAUGGAAAUAAACAGUCUUUUCAAAGUUAUUAUAAGGUGGAAAUAACAUACUAUUAACUUAGAAAGGUCAUACAGUCAUUUCUAAACCUCAAAUGGUCAUUAUUUAUCAUGCAAUAUCUGUGGUUCUUUUUUGCUAUCUCUGGGUACUGUUACGUAAACACUCAUAUGAAGGAGCAAACCCGCUAAGCUAUCCCAAUAUAUGAAUUUUAAAUUCAUAAAAUGGUCCCUUGGUAUGAAUCAAAAUUGAUAAAUGACCUAUUAUUAGAUUUAUUUUUAUCUUCCUGUUGUGCAAAUAUACCAAGAAUUCAGUGAGAGAAGACUGAAGACUUUAGAUGGUUGGAGUGAACUAUGUUCGAAACUGUUGCAUACUCAUAUUGAGGAGUUGUCACCUGCAACCAGAGUUUGUAGUUGUUGUAGUGAAGUUGUGGAGAACAUUGUUUUCUGUGAGGAUUGUGGUCCUAUGGCAUAUUAUUGUGUGUCUUGUUGUUAUAGUCUUCAUAAGACUGUGAUGUUUCAUUCACCACAAAUUUGGAAGUUGCUAUGUUCCCAUGAACAUAUACUACCAUUUUAACGGUGCGAUACACAUUCCUGUGGCACAGAGUAUAUCUCUAGUGUCUAUGCAAUUGAUGUUAAAGGAAAUCAACAUAGCUGUCGAGUCAAUUUGUGUAGAUGUGAAGACGCAUGUGUGACCUUAAUGAGGUACCGAUUGUGGCCUUCUGCACCAAAAAGGCCAAGAAUUGUCUUUGACUUGAAAUUUAUGGAGCUGAUGGCAUCGCUCCAGUUGGAAUGUCAUGUUCCAGCCAAGGCCUUCUGCGAAGCUUUGGUUUCGCUUCAAAGCGAUUACAUUCUUUUGUCUCAUGAUUUUGUACGCGUUUAUAUAGUAAAAUACAGAAAGCUGAAAAGACAAUAUCAAACUGUUCAGACAUUAUUAGUAGUGUAACAACUAAUAUGAAUGUUGAUAUUGAUUCUGCAAAGAAUUGGCUGAUGAAAUGGAAAUCUGAAUUGGAUAAUGUCCCUGCAACUAAUUUAAAUUCCGAAGACUUAUAUGUUGAGAAUUUGUAUGUUAGUGAGAUGAAAAGACACAUCCUAGAAACAGGUCCUUCUGAUCUAACAGAAAAGACAAAGAUUGAGAGAGAUCUAGAAAGCCUCAAAAAAGAAAGAGCCAAAUUAAAAAAGAAUGUGUGCAAUUCAGUUGUAGAAAGUGAUGUCAAUUUUGAAAAUGAGCCUUUUAAUCGUAUUUUGAAAAGUGCUCAAAAAAAGCGCAGAAUUAAUAGCCUUGAAAAACUAAGACAGUAUUCAAGUGAACGACAGUAUUUGUCUUCAUUGAUGAAAGAGUAUGCAGAUGGUCAAGUUUUAGGCUCCUGUAUCGGUAGAAAGUUGACAGCAAAUACUGCCAAAAUUAAGAAAGAAUUAACUAUUCUUAACAAUGGACGUUUUACAUCCAGGACAGAGUUCAGUGAUGUUUCUUUACCAACGUUACCAAUUUUUGAUGAAUUGUCAGAGUGUUCUUUGAAUUCAGAUCAAAUAAAAGCUGCAGAAGCAGCUUCUCUGAAAGAACAUGCACAUGAAGAAAUGACAGUUGUUCAUUGUGAAAUUGCUGCUUAUCACCGAUACUUGUUGAGUGCAAUUAAUGAUAUAAGAUCUGAAACUAAAGAUCUACAGUUGUCUUCCUCCACCAAAGAACUUCGAUAUAUGUGUGGAAAAAUCCAUUAUUUAUCAACACAUCUUUAUAGAUUAACUAGACAAUAUAUCAAGUCAAAAGAAUUAUUUGAAUGUGCUGGAAUAGAACAUAAUUCGGCUACAGAUUUGAAUGAUUUGAUACUGUGUUAUAUUCAACCUGAAAAACCUUUGUCAUCUGAGGAAUUAAUAGAUAUAAUAACAGAUAUACAAAGCUGUGAUUUAGAAUUUGAUGAAAGUGAUGUUGAUGAAGCAAGUAGUGAUACAGAAGAUAGUGACUCUGAGUCGGAUGAUAAUUAAUGUUGUAUUGUGAAAGUGUAUUAGUAGCUAAAUAAGAUUUUCAUUUUCUUUUGAGAAUACUGUACAAGGCUUCGGCUAUAACUUUUUUUUAUCUUUGAGAUAUCUCGAUCUUUUCAAAACAUGAUCUUUUUGGUGGCAAUGUGUGAUUGGAAAUAUAGGAUUAUAAGUCCCUGGCGUGGAUGGAAUAAGCUCAUAAACUUUUUCCUGCUAUUAAUUGCCACACCCAUUUGCAAAUAUGGGUGAAAAACUGAAACCGCAACUAUGUCUUGUGUAGCAUUCUCAAUGUUUAAAAGUAACAUGAAAGUACAUUAUUUAUUUAUAUGUGGAUCUUUCAGUGUGAAAUUAAUAAUUAUCAGAUAUAUAUCACCAUGUACAAUUGUUUAGGUUGCUAUUAAUUAAGUAAACUGUCAUAUAGAUCAAUGGUUGUCACCACCAAUGUUUAUUGAAUCAUUUACCAUUGGACAGUUGACAAAAAUACCAAGCCAUUAACAGUUGCCAUUUGAGACAUCACCAAUUAGUAAACCACUUACUAGGAAACGGUUGACAGCAAUAUUUAGUAAUAGAGAGAGAGAGAGAAAUGGGGUUUAAUGUCCACUCGACACAAACUAGGUCAUUUCGGGACUAACAUAUGGUUUAAUUUUAUUUCAAUAAUUCGCUUGCGCGUAGGGGUCUUUAGCAGUGGGAGGAAACCGGAGGACCCGGAGAAAACCCACGAGGUUGGACAGGCGACCCUACUCCUUGUCACGUACAACCGGGGAUUCGAAACCACGCCAGUUGACUCAAUGACAGGCCUUAUGAUACAGCGCGAGCAUGCUAACCAUUCGGCCACCCAACCCCCCAUAUUUAGUAAUAGACUGUUGACAGCCCAACCUCGUAAUGAGACACCAAUAGCUUUUCAUGAUAGUAGUAUAUCACCAUAUUCAAUAGUAUAACAUGUCAGUAUAACCCAGUGGUAUAUGCCAUUUACAAUAGUAAAACAUGUUGUAAUUAAGUUAGUUUUCAUGAUAGUUGUAUAUCACCAUAUAGCAUGUCAGUAAUCAACUAGAGUAAUAACUAUGUACAAUAGUAUAACAUGCCAGUAAUUAAGUCAGUUAUUAUCUGGUUGUAUAUCUCCAUGUACAGUAGUAUAACAUGUUAGUAAUUAAGUCAGUUACAUAUAUAGUUGUAUAUCUCCAUGUACAGUAGUAUAACAUGUCAGUAAUUAAAUCAACUGUCAUCUAGUAUCAAGCGCUCAAUGUUCGCGUGUGACCUUUGACAUCACGCGUGCAGAAAUUCCUAAUCGUCGGGCUGUCGAUUAGGGGAACCCUUACAUUUUUGUCCUGUAUAUGCUCCAUGAGUGUUUUUCUGGGAAUCCAGUAUUUUUCUAGUAAGAUUGGAUAUCUCUACUUUCCAUAUAUACCAAAAUUGCCAUACUUUUAUUGGAAAUAACCACCCGAUAAAUACUUUUCUGGGAACCCAUCUUUAAGUAUAGUUGUAUAUCACCAAUAUGUACGGUAGUAUAACAUGCCAGUAAUUAAGUCAGUUAUUAUCUAGUUGUAUAUCUCCAUUUACCAUAGUUUAACAGGUCAGUAAUUAAGUCAGUUAUCAUCUGGUUGUAUAUCACCAUUGUUUAUAAUCAUGUACGGUAGUUUAACAUGUCAGUAAUUAAGUCAGAUGUCAUCAUAGUUGUAUAUCACCAUAUUAUGUACAGUAGUAUAACAUGUCAGUAAUCAACUAUCUUAGAGCAUGUACAAUAUCUUAGAGCAAUAACUAUGUACAAUAACAUGCCAGCAAGUAAGUCAGUUAUCAUCUAAUUGUGAUCUGGUUGUAUAUCACCAUAUAACAUGUCAGUAAUAAUAAAGUCAGUUAUCAUCUAGUUGUAUAUCUCCAUGUACAGUAGUAUACAAUACCAGUAAUUAAGUCAUCUAAUUGUUUAUAAUCAUGUACAGUAGUAUAACAUGCCAGUAAUAAGUCAGUUAUCAUCUAGUUGUACAUCUCCAUGUACAAUAGUUUAACAUGUCAGUAAUUAAGUAAGUUAUCAUCAAGUUUAAACCCCCCAUGUACAAGAGUAUGACAUGUCAGCAAUUAGGCCAAUGAUCAUCUAUCCGGUUGCAUCCCUCGUUAAUAAACCCAAUUUGAUUAUUGAUUCCAAUUAAGUCAGUUUUCAUGUAGUUGUAUAUAAUCAUGUACAGUAGUAUAACAUGUCAGUAAUUGCCAGUUGUCAUCUAGUUGUAUAUCACCGUGUAUAAUAGAAUAAAAAACAGUAAUUAAGUCAGUUGUCAUCAUAGUUGUACAUGUAUAUAACAAUGUACAAGAGUAUGACAUAUCAGUAAUUAAGCCAGUUGUCAUGAUAGUUGUAUAUCACCAUAUAACAUGUCAGUAAUCAACUAGAGUAAUAACUAUGUACAAUAACAUGCCAGUAAUUAAGUCAGUUAUUAUCUAAUUGUAUAUCACCAUGUACAGUAGUAUGACAUGUCAGUAAUAAAAUCAUUUACAUAUAUGUGUAAUAGUAUGUCAUAACCAGGUAGAAUUUUUUCUACCUUAACCAAAUUUAAGAAUUAAUAAUAACAAAAGCCCCGGUAUAGACUGUACGUGUCCCCUAUCUUCUGGCGGUAGACCUCUAAUGUCUGUGGUUGAGCACCCCCAUGAUAAUAGUAUAGGUUGUUAAUUAUUGUGUAGAUAUAUGUGUGUUUUAGUGUAAUUAUUAAGUCAUUACCUUUUUGGUUAUA
Messenger RNA from Patella vulgata (common limpet), 6089 nucleotides. RefSeq lists its product as uncharacterized. Lineage: Eukaryota; Metazoa; Mollusca; Gastropoda; Patellidae. The record is from RefSeq and is a predicted model, not a curated record. Bases 2353 to 3381 code for a protein of 342 amino acids. The transcript is spliced from 9 exons.